This is a messenger RNA of Rangifer tarandus platyrhynchus (Svalbard reindeer), 270 nucleotides long. Lineage: Eukaryota; Metazoa; Chordata; Mammalia; Artiodactyla; Cervidae. The record is from the annotation of a GenBank genome assembly.
AUGACAACCUCUCAAAAGCACCGAGACUUCGUGGCAGAGCCCAUGGGGGAGAAGCCGGUGGGAAGCCUGGCCGGGAUUGGCGAAGUCCUGGGCAAGAAACUGGAGGAAAGGGGCUUUGAUAAGGCCUAUGUGGUCCUCGGCCAGUUUCUGGUCCUAAAGAAAGAUGAAGACCUCUUCCGGGAAUGGCUGAAGGACACGUGCGGCGCCAAUGCCAAGCAAUCCCGGGACUGCUUUGGCUGCCUGCGGGAGUGGUGUGACGCCUUCUUGUGA